Molecule: messenger RNA, 993 nt
Organism: Desarmillaria tabescens
Lineage: Eukaryota; Fungi; Basidiomycota; Agaricomycetes; Agaricales; Physalacriaceae
Exons: 11
Coding region: 1-993 (330 amino acids)
Source: RefSeq, a predicted model, not a curated record
AUGACCCUGGGUAAUCCCGGUACGACAGUCCCGGCCCCAUCUGUACUUCCCGAGGCGAACCCGCAUUACUUCUCGGCAUUGGUUGCUAGGGACGCCUACUCUGGCACAGAGGUCGAAGGAAUAUUGCCAUUGGUGGUAGUGGCACUCGUGAGGGAAAGAACUGAGGCGCUAUUCGAAGAGGCAUAUGACUUUCGUAUCACGCGAUACGAUUGGAUCCAUCACUUCUCGAGGGGGGAGGAUUCUCGACCAUAUCACAGCACGGCGCCUAAGAAUCCACCAAGCGGUCAGGUCACUGCGUCUCAAGUACGGGGGGUCCGACUGGUCUUGACGUUCAGGAAACGACGAGCUAGCCUGGUUGGAGGAGGGACAUUGCCAUUCGCAGUGAUGUGUGGGGCGAUCCCUCGAAUCGACUGUACACCUCCUGAGGCGAACUCGAGAUGCUUCUUGGCAUCCUCGAGUCUGGUUGCUUCCCGGGACGCCUACUCUGACAUAGAGGCGAUGAUUAACCAUAGUGUGGGGCAAGAGCACUGCAUAACAGAUGCGGAUGAGUGGUCAUUCUUGUCUUCUUUGAACACCACCAAUCCGAGGAAGAAUCAAAAUAGCGUUGUGAAUAGGAUACGUGGUGAACGCGAACCCGUGAUGAACAACUCCAAUCACUUUCUCGGCAUCCCGAUGACGGUAGUGCUAUUAUGGGGAAUUCGCAACGCUACGUCUGGAGAAGAGCGACAUCUGGUGCUGGCGGUGGAGGGAAUGAAGUUAUCCGGGAUGAUGAAGCUUCGUAAAACGCCUGAAGAAGCGUCACGGCGUACAGGCGAAGACGCUGUGUAUGUGGUAGAGCAGUUCGCUUGUGAAAACGACACAGUAAGCGAUACCAUCAUCACAAAUGGCGAGGAGGAAGAGGAGCAAAGGCCCAGAAAGAGUAUUGCGACGGCUGUUGUUGAGCGAGGUGGCGGCCAUAAGCUAAAAAUGGACCUCCCAAUAUUCAAUCCCUAG